Molecule: messenger RNA, 1784 nt
Organism: Maylandia zebra (zebra mbuna)
Lineage: Eukaryota; Metazoa; Chordata; Actinopteri; Cichliformes; Cichlidae
Source: RefSeq, a predicted model, not a curated record
UCCACCUGCUGGUGAAGCUGCAGAAAGGCUGUUAAAUGAACCACUGAGGUGGGAUUAUUCCCUGCCUCCAAAUCCUUUGCAAACACUAGAUUACCAUAUUUACACAUUACAAUAAUUGUGGAAAGGUUUUGGCUUUUUUAAAAUCCGGGGUCUUACCAUAGAUUUUACUGUUUAUUAGAAAUUUAUGUCAGAACGCUUAUGAAUGUUAGCAUAACCAGUCAGACAGCAACACAGAUGAGGUCUGCUGUUAUGUUUACACAUUGCCAUACAGCUAUUUCAUCUCCAUGGUUACUAACAACACCGGCUAGUCUGAAGAAUCGCUCAAUACUUGACUACCACUGCGGCAAAGGAUGCGAUGCAGUUGCCCAAAACCUGUCAGUGACCCACCCACCUAUUGUAUCAGAGCUGCGGGAGUUCUGAGGUACAAUCGUGAGUCUGACAAUCACAGGAUGAAUUUAACAACUUUUCCCCAAAGGUCCCAGACAGAAUACCCAGCACAAUGUGAGUACUGUGGGGAAAAGGCUCAUCCUCUACUUGUUCUAACAUGGGUACAUAAUCCUGAGACCCACUUCUGUUGUGCUCAGCGGCAGCAGCUAUGUCAAAUCCUGGUGAAGCAGAGACUUUUGUUUGAGGAGCGAUCUAACCUAACCUUUGGUAAUCUAACUUCAAAAGACCAGAUGGAAAUUCUGUAUCACAAAUCCAGAGAGAGUGAAGCUUACCACAAGUUUAUGAAAGGCUUUCUGAGAAAACCUAGAAUACAAUCAAGAGAAUCUACAAUCUACGGUGGUUACCCAGUUAAUCUGCUUGCAGGGAAGACCUCUUUCUCUGCACCAGGGGUCUUCAGGUUAAGACUCUCACAUGCUCCAGGAAAGGGGACAACGUAUUGCAGUAGCACAAGUGAAAAAUGCUUAAAAAUGGAAGAGGAGGAGGUGUUGCUCCCUUUUUAUGAUUGGAAACCAGUUCAGUUUGGCAUAUGUAAUCAUCAGGUGGGGUCUGGAGUUUUACAGAAAUUUUAUUCCAGUGGCAUCACAUUCCUUACCAUGUUCCCUGGUGGCUCUGCUCAGGUCUUUUAUCCCUCUGGCCUCUUGGCUGUACUUAUCGUCGUCACUGAACACAAUGGAAGAGUUUGUAUAGUGUAUGACGACGUCAGUGCCCCUAAUCAACAAAUCAGAGCUAUAUUCCAGUCUGAUGGCAGAGCGACAUGCUAUCACACCAAUGGAAACAUAUGGCUGUCCUUGAACAUGUCUGGUGGCCGAUGCUUAAACAAUGCAGGCAAUGUAACUUGUAAGUGGAGCUGGGGUACUCCCACACCCCUGCAGCCCAUCUUUCUGUCCCUCAACAAAACUGUUGGAGUUCGAGUCCUGGGGAACAAACAAGUGUUUGUUUCCUUCUUGGCAGGCAGGCAACAGGCUAAGUUCAGUGUGGGUACCUGCUGCGCUCAGGGUGAAUACGUGCAUACUUCAGGUUCAUCGCUCUCUAAAGACGAGCUGCUGGCAUUGGCAGCCAAAAUCAGGAUCCACGCAGCAAUUCAGCAUCUUCACCAGUACCUGACGACGCCCUUACAUCCCCAAAAACUUAAGACUACACCAGCCCAUCACUUACAGGUUACUGCUCAAAGGCUCCUGAAAGUCAGUGAUGAUGUAAUGAUGAAUGACAGUGACAAAGCCUUCAUCCUCAAGUGCCUUCAGGAUUGUUGAUGUAUAUGUAAUAUUGGAACAUGAAGACAGUGACUGAAAAAAAAAAAAAAAAAAAAAAAGCAAAGCUGGAAAAACAUUUUGCAUGUC